GCUCUCUCUUGUUCCAUCGCUCAUCACAAUGGCGAACGGUACAGCUCCGGCACUGGCGACACCCAAGGCCAACGGCGUCCCGAAGGGAGCGGCAUCAGCAACGAAGCGCGUCCUCCCGACGUGGACGCGCGCCGACAUCGCCCAGCGCAUCUGCGCAGGCGCACAGCUCGUGCUGCGCGGCGACACGGUGCUGAACGUAUCCUCGUGGGCGGCGUACCACCCCGGCGGGGCGCUGGCGCUCGCGCACUUCGUGGGCCGCGACGCGGUAGACGAGAUCGCGGCCUACCACUCGCACGGCACGCUGGCGGGUAUGGGACGGUACGCGGUUGCGCGCGUCCAUGCCGCCGACUACACGGCGGAGGCGGGGUGGGCGCCGCUCACGCCGCCGAUUGCGCUCGGCCUCGUCCCGCACCCCGACGGGACGCGCGGCCACUGGGCGCGCGAAGGCCAGAUCCGGCUCGCGAUGGAGGUGCUGGACGGCGUGGGCGCGGAGGGCAUUCGCGAAGUCAAUGCGCGCCCGAUGGGCCUCGAGGUCGUCCGGCUUACGCCGCAGAUGAUGGAGCCGGUGCCGGUGCCGCAGGUCGACCGCGUGCGGGAGCACGCGCGCUCGAAGGCGUACCAGCGCCUCAAGGCGCGGUUGGAGGACGCGGGAUACUUUAAGCGUCCUGGCGCGCUCAGCGGGUACAGCAGCGACAUUGCGCGCUACCUCCUCCUUGCGGCUGCGUCGGCGUAUCUCUUCAUGCAUGCUGGAGGGUGGGCGGCGAUGAUGGGGAGUGCGGCGCUCCUCGGCUUCUUCUGGCAGCAGUUGACUUUCUUGGCUCACGACGCCGGCCACUCGGGCAUCACGGGCGACUGGUGGUGGGACCGCGUGACGUGCAUGCUUGUUGCGGACUGGAUUGGCGGGCUGAGCGCCGGGUGGUGGUGCAACAACCACGACAUCCACCACCUCGUGACCAACCAUCCCGAGCACGACCCGGAUAUCCAGCACAUGCCCUUCUUCGCGAUCACUCCCCAGUUCUUCCGCAAUCUCUGGAGCACAUACUACAAGCGUGUGGUGGCGUUCGACGCGCCCGCCCGCUUCCUCCUCGCCUUCCAACACCGGGUGUACUACCUCGUGCUCUCGCUCGCGCGCUUCAACCUGUACGCGCUGAGCUACGGCUUCCUCGCGACCAAGGCGCCGCGCGACGCCUUCUUCGCGUUCGAGGUCGCCGGCCUCGUCUUCUACUGGACAUGGUACGGCGCGCUGCUGCGCGCCGUCGCGGCCUUCGGCGGCGCCCGCAUGGCCCUCGCCUACGUCGCCGUGUCGCACAUCUGCGCGUCGCCCGUACACGUCCAGAUCGUGCUGAGCCACUUCGCGUGUAGCACCGAAGACUUGGGGCCAAGCGAGUCGUUCGUGUCCCGCCAGCUCCGGACGACCAUGGACGUCGUGUGCGGCGAAAACAUCGAGUGGAUCCACGGCGGCCUGCACCAGCAGGUCACGCACCACCUCUUCCCCCGCCUCCCGCGGCACCACCAGCGCAAGGCGAGUCUGGUGGUCAAGGAGUUUUGCGAGGAGCAGGGGCUUACGUUUAUCGAGUACGGCUGGAUCCGCGGGAACGCCAUGGUCCUCGAUACGCUGCGCGACGUCGCGAACCAGCUGGCCAUCCUCAAGCGCGUCGCGGAUAAGGAGGUCGCGGAGAAGAUGCAGUAGUCGGAGACGGGAGAGGCCAGAGGGGGAGGAAUCUCGUGGCCAUCUUGCAGCAGCACUGAUAGACCACUUAGAUAUGUGUAGACGGAAUGUAUUCUUGUUUGUGUUCC
Molecule: messenger RNA, 1797 nt
Organism: Cutaneotrichosporon oleaginosum
Lineage: Eukaryota; Fungi; Basidiomycota; Tremellomycetes; Trichosporonales; Trichosporonaceae
Biological process (GO): lipid metabolic process
Cellular component (GO): membrane
Molecular function (GO): oxidoreductase activity, acting on paired donors, with oxidation of a pair of donors resulting in the reduction of molecular oxygen to two molecules of water
Source: RefSeq, a predicted model, not a curated record